GUACUGAAAGGCUGCAAGAAGCUGAACCUGUCAGUGCAUUCGGUGGGACGCAUCCCGGGGGGUUAUGUCACCAACCACAUCUACACCUGGGUGGACCCGCAGGGCCGGAGCGUGUCCCCGCCGAUGGGCCUGCCACACCACCAGAACAGCUCCCUCCGCAAGGACAGUGAGAAGAGGAGCCACCUCCAGCUCCUGCAAGAGGGAGAUGAGAAGAAGGUGAAUCUGGUCCUGAACGAAGGGAAAUCCCUUGGCCUCAUGAUCCGAGGAGGGGCAGAAUACUCCCUGGGCAUCUACAUCACCGGCGUAGAUAAAGGCUCCGAAGCAGAGAGCACUGGCUUAAAGGUCGGAGACCAGAUCCUGGAGGUGAACGGCAGGAGCUUCCUCAGCAUCCCCCACGAUGAGGCCGUGAAGCUGCUCAAGUCUUCCCGCCACCUCAUCAUGACGGUGAAGGACAUUGGGAGACUGCCCCACGCCCGGACCACUGUGGACGAGACCAGGUGGAUCGCAAGCUCCCAGAUCGGAGAGACCCUCGUCAGCUCAGCAGGGGCAGUGGGUGACCAUGCUGCGGAGGCAACAGCCAGGCCUCUGUUCUACCGGGGCCUGGCCGGCUCCCAGGUGACACUGAGCAGCAUUGUGAACCAGACCCGGGUCAUGCUGGAGGAACAGGCGCGGCACCUGCUGAAUGAACAGGAACGGGCAACCAUGGGCUACUACCUCGAUGAGUAUAAGGAAGGCAACAUCUCCGUGGAUGCUCUGGUCAUGGCACUCUUUGAGCUACUCAACACACAUGCUAAGUUCUCACUGCUUUCAGAGGUGCGGGGUGUGAUCUGCCCGCAAGACCUCGACCGCUUCGACAACUUGGUGCUGAAGAGAGAGAUUGAGUCCAUGAAGGCUCGGCAGCCCUCGGGGCCCGGCGUCAGCACCGACUCCUACUCCAUGAUGUCCUACAGCGACACCGUCUCUUCCUCCAGCAGCCACUUCACUGCCACAACUGUCAGCUCAGCCCGGGAGCGGCUCUUAUGGCUCAUAGACCUGAUGGAGAACUCGUCAGAAUUGGAGGGAGGUGGAGACAGCCACCAAAGUGGCAUCAACACCCUGCCGGACAUCUCCCUGGAUGAUCUCUCCUCCUUCCCAGAUGAACCACCCAACUUCAAGCCUCCACCUCCUCCUUCAGCCCCUCAGAUGCUGGACCCCUCUGCUGCCCAGCACAGGAACCCGGGGAAAGACAAGGCCAAGCGCCCUUCCUCCGAGUCCUCUCAGUCAGGCCUCUUCUUCGUGGCCCCCCGAAACCCCACACCCCCUCCCAGCCACCCUGAGAAGGACACAGUCAGCAUGACCUCCACUGCUACCACGUCCACUGAGGAGUCUGCCCCAAGCGCUAUCUAUGCUACCAUUUCCCCGGCCCUGCACAGCUCCAGGAGGCAAAUGGAUGCUCAGCUCUCCUUGGUCAGC
Molecule: messenger RNA, 1452 nt
Organism: Apaloderma vittatum (bar-tailed trogon)
Lineage: Eukaryota; Metazoa; Chordata; Aves; Trogoniformes; Trogonidae
Gene: WHRN
Product: deafness, autosomal recessive 31
Exons: 9
Biological process (GO): auditory receptor cell stereocilium organization; sensory perception of sound
Cellular component (GO): stereocilium tip; stereocilia ankle link complex; cilium
Molecular function (GO): protein binding
Source: RefSeq, a predicted model, not a curated record